Diospyros lotus (date-plum) is the source of this 1541-nucleotide messenger RNA. RefSeq lists its product as uncharacterized. The transcript is spliced from 5 exons. Gene Ontology annotation, biological process: transport. Gene Ontology annotation, molecular function: transporter activity. NCBI's taxonomy places the organism in Eukaryota, Viridiplantae, Streptophyta, Magnoliopsida, Ericales, Ebenaceae. The coding region runs from base 203 to 1084 and encodes 293 amino acids. The record is from RefSeq and is a predicted model, not a curated record.
CUCAUAAAUGCCGACUCAAAUCACAUACACGAAGACUACACUGAAGUAAAUAGAUCUCUCAGUCGAUGAUCGAUCCUUGAGCCGCCCAAAUCCAAUCACUGGUUUUGUGGACCAAUCGGAUUUUCAAGGGAAAUCUCCCCGUCGGGCGUCGAUUGCAGUCGAAUCAACUGGGUUCUGGGGUCCUUCGACUCACUUCUAAAUAAUGGAUAUAACUGCAAUGGAUCGUGGACAACUUACUCUUCUAGGAGCUGCAUCUUGUGUGAUGGCUACAACGUAUUUUACAAUACAGCUAAUGUCACAGCAUCUCUUUUACUGGAAGAACCCAAAGGAGCAAAAAGCCAUAAUCAUCAUCAUCCUUAUGGCUCCAUUGUAUGCCAUUGACUCGUUCGUCGGUUUGGUGAAUGUCCAAGCAAGCACGGCAUUUUUCACAUACUUGGAAUCAAUAAAGGAAUGCUAUGAAGCUCUGGUGAUUGCAAAGUUCUUAUCACUGAUGUAUAGUUACUUGAACAUAUCCAUUAGCAAGAACAUAGUGCCAGAUGAAAUUAAAGGACGGGAAAUUCACCAUUCCUUCCCAAUGACACUUUUCCAGCCUCAUACUGUUCGUCUGGACCACCACAACUUGAAGCUUCUAAAAUCUUGGACAUGGCAGUUUGUUAUCAUCCGCCCAGUAUGCUCUAUCUUGAUGGUAGCACUGCAGAUUCUUGGAAUAUACCCCAGUUGGGUUAGCUGGACAUUCACCAUCAUUCUCAAUGUUUCAGUUACAUUGGCGUUGUAUGCCUUGGUGAUAUUUUACCAUGUCUUUGCAAAAGAGUUGGCACCACACAAGCCACUUGCGAAGUUUAUGUGUAUCAAAGGGAUUGUUUUCUUCUGCUUUUGGCAGGGAAUAGUCCUUGAAAUUCUUGCUGCAAUGGGCUUCCUCAAGGCUGAUCAUUUCUGGAUUGAUGUAGAGCAUGUAGAAGAAGCUCUUCAGAAUGUCUUGGUUUGUAUGGAAAUGGUCGUCUUCGCUUUUGUCCAGCAGUAUGCAUAUGAUGUUACUCCUUACACUGGAGAUGUUCAUAAAAUGACAUCAAAGAAAAAUGAGUGAGACAAGCCCGAAAAUAUCUCAAUCAGGGGGAAGAUGCUAUGACUGCACUUGCUUGUGCAUUUUUCAUGGCCUUUCGUACCCCCAAGCUGUAGCAAGAGAAUCCUUUGGAUAUGUUUCCUCUUUUCUUUAAUGUCUAUAAGACACGAGUAUGGUGAUGAAACUGCUAUUUUGGUUCUGCUGCUGUUUGUACUACUGGUUUUGUUUGUAUCAUGGCGUCUCUUGUUUUCAUCUGAUCGUGAUGUAUUCCCCCAUCGGUUGUACCAUACUUUCUGCUCCAAUAACCUUCUGGCAUUUCUUAUGAGCAGUUAUUUGUGACUGUUGGAAGAAUCAAGGAGCUUGCUUGUCUUCCAUGCUUUAGGGUCACAAUUUUGAACAGAUUUUCUGAUUUGCUUGUUGAAAUGAGGGGAGCAUGGGAACUUUGACUUGAUCAUUUUUAAUCACUGCUCAAGUUUGUUCA